GUACAACUUGGAUAUUUUUAAGAAUUAAAUAAUGACUUGGAGACCUGCAAAUAUUUCAAGCUUAUGUUCGCAGAAUCCAUUACUUGCAGGAUGUACACCUUCUGCUAUUGGUUUCGUAUCCUUUUUAAUUCAGUACUUUGCCCAAUCCAAUGAUAAUUACACUGCAAAUGGAAACUAUACUACAAAUGAACCGGGUGAAUAUGAUUUUAUUAUUGUGGGAGGAGGAAGCGCUGGUUGUGUUGUGGCUAACAGAUUGAGUGAAAUAAAAAAUUGGCGGAUUUUACUAUUAGAAGCUGGUACACAAGAACCUUUAGCAGCCGAUACGCCAGCUUUUGUAGCGAUCAUGGGCAAAAGUACCAUUGACUGGGGCUAUAAAACCGAACCACAAAAAAAUUCAUGUCGAUCAUAUUUUGAUCGGAGAUGCAAUUGGCCUCGAGGAAAAGUAAUGGGUGGAUCAAGUACAAUAAAUGCACUUAUAUACAUUCGAGGACAUCCUGAAGAUUUUAAUAAUUGGGCUCGUUUAGGUAAUACUGGCUGGAGCUACCAAGAUGUAUUGCCUUAUUUUAAAAAAUCAGAAAACAAUCGAAAUCCAGAGAUUGUGGCAGCGAAUCCCAAUUAUCAUAAUACAGGAGGCUAUUUAACCGUUGAAUACCUACCGUACGUUGAUCCAAAUACGAAUAUAAUACUUAAUGCUUGGAAUGAAAUUGGUUUUAAAACCAUCGACCCAAAUGCAAAUGAACACAUUGGUGUUUUCAAAAUUCAAUCAACUUCCAAAGAUGGGCAACGUCAAAGUACAAAUGGUGCAUUUAUACGUCCUAUUAUUAAUAAAAGACGUAACCUUGUUGUAAAAACUGAAGCAUAUGUGACAAAAAUUAUAAUCGAUCCAAUAACUAAUCGAGCAAAGGGUGUUGAAUAUAUCUUAACAAACUCAAGUGACAGAAAAGUAAAACAAGCUUUUGCGGCCAAAGAAGUUAUUAUUUCUGGAGGAGCAAUCAAUUCACCAAAACUUUUAAUGCUUUCCGGAAUAGGGCCAAAAAGAGAACUGAAUAAAUUAGGAAUUAAAAUAAUUAAGAAUUUGUCCGUUGGAAAAAAUCUUCAUGAUCAUCCAUCCUUCAGGGGUUUUCUGAUAAAUAUAAAUGAAAAAUCUCAAACAUUGGCUGAUUUCGAACAAAUAAAACAAGAUUCCAUACAGUAUUUAAAAACACAUGAUAACAUUAUUUCAGGGAGUGUGAUACCUACAAACACUUUUAUCCAGACAAUCUUUGAACGAAUAAAAAAUUCUCCGGAUAUUCAAAUUAUGUUUCAAGGACUAAAUAUAACAGAUUACAAAGCAUUCGUCGAUGGAUCCCCAAGUUCAGCAAUGCUGCCAUUGCCUUAUUAUUCAGGUUUAAAUAUUUUACCAGUUUUACUUAGACCUCGCAGUAGAGGUUUUAUUACUUUAAAUCAAACCAAUCCAAUAUGGUCACCUCCAUUAAUAUAUCCUAACUACUUUGACGCAUCACGAGAUCUUGAUGCGUUAAUAGCCGGUAUUCGAAUAAUUCGUAAACUAUUUAGUACCAAAAUUUUUGAGAAAAAUGGUUUUAAACUCUAUGAGGAACCAAUGCCAUCCUGUACAAAAUACAAAUUUGACACUGAUGAUUAUUGGAAGUGCUUAAUAACAGAAUACACAAUUACUUUUUAUCAUCCGGUAGGAACUUGCAAAAUGGGCCCAAAAAAAGAUCCAAAUGCUGUCGUUGAUUCGAAUUUGAAAGUUUACGGAAUUAAGUCAUUAAGAGUCGUGGAUGCUUCAAUAAUGCCAAUCAUUACUAGAGGAAAUACUAAUGCCCCAACUAUAAUGAUCGCGGAAAAGAUAAGUGAUUCGAUUAAAAAAGAAUGGUUGAGAAACUAUCAGUAGUG
Messenger RNA from Ceratosolen solmsi marchali, 1896 nucleotides. Its product is annotated as glucose dehydrogenase [FAD, quinone]. Bases 32 to 1894 code for a protein of 620 amino acids. The record is from RefSeq and is a predicted model, not a curated record. Gene Ontology annotation, molecular function: oxidoreductase activity, acting on CH-OH group of donors; flavin adenine dinucleotide binding. The transcript has 6 exons. NCBI's taxonomy places the organism in Eukaryota, Metazoa, Arthropoda, Insecta, Hymenoptera, Agaonidae.